CAUGGCAAAUGCGGGAAAAUUUUAUUUCGUGUGAACUUGUAUUGUACAUUUAUAAUAGCUGAAAAUAAAGUAUUAAGGAAAAGUAUAAAGAAUUAUUCUGGUGAUACGAUGUCAUCUACAUAUGGAGUACAUUUCCGGACAAUGUUCGUCGUUAUUGUCGGAAUCUCUGUGCUUAUUUUACUCUAUCUUGGAAAUAUGUUCCCAGAUAUUUUCUUCGGCGUAAAUAUUGUGGACAGAAAUAAUAUGUUAAAACAUAUGGUAGACGGAAUGCAGACGAAAAAUUCAACUUUAGAUAAUGAAGUUCUUUUGAAAAAAUUUUCAACACAAAGUGAUGUAAAUGACGAGACAGAUUAUAAAACGACUACUGGUGAUCCACUCAAAACAGAGAAUGGAUUUAAUAAACUAUAUUCACCGUAUAUAGAUACAAAGUUCCAUCUAAAUUCGACAGGGGUGAUAAAAAAUAAAACGAUUUUAUGGUGGAAUCCACCAGGCUGGUUGAAAAAUUGGUUUGCUGAUUUUAAUAUGGACCAGUGCGAUUAUAAAAAUUGUCGGGUCUCUUUCAAUCAAAAUCACUUUCAACAAAGUGACGCUGUCGUUUAUUCUAUUGUUGAUUCAGGUAUGGGUCGUAAACCACCGAUUCCCGCAAAUCUACGGAAUCCCGAUCAAGCUUGGAUAUUUUUUACUCUGGAGUCACCAGUGCACGUGAAAAUGGAGAAAAGAGAGUUUAUGAACCCUUAUUGGCAGAAUGCAUUUAAUUGGUCCUGGACUUACAGGACGGACGCGGAUAUUUUUCAUCCGUAUGGAACACUUAUUACCAAAGAUAUCGUGCCAAAGAAAAAUUAUUCUGACAUAUUCCGGAGAAAAAAUAAAUCUGCGGCAUGGGCCGUCAGUCAUUGCCGGACAUACUCUGAAAGAGAAAAGUACACACGAUUGUUAAACAAGUAUGUAAAUGUUGACAUAUUUGGCAAAUGUGGACUUAAACCACCGGUGAAUUUGAAAGAAUACAUUAACAAUAAUUACAAAUUUUAUCUUGGUUUUGAGAAUUCACUUUGUGACGAGUACAUGACAGAAAAGUUUUUUAAUUAUUACAAAAUGGAUAUUAUCACAAUUGUUAGAGGGAGGGGUGACUAUAACAAAUACUUGCCAAAAGGUUCUUUUAUAAACACGGCAGAUUUCUCAUCAGUUAAAGCUUUAGCAAUGUUUUUACACAAGUUAGGGUCAAAUGAAGAGGAAUAUAUAAAUUAUCUAAAGAUUAAGGACAAGUAUAAAGUGUUUGAGAGAGAUUUCAUGUACAGAGAUGCAACUUGCAAUAUAUGUGAAAAACUGAACAAUUUAGAACAAAAUAGAAAAACUUACGAAGAUAUAAAUAAAUGGUUAGGAUUGUGUUAUGCAGCUAACGAUUUGAAAGAAACAAAAUAAAACUAUUAAGAAAUUUCCUAUACAGUAUUUGUUGUUUGUAUCUACACCGAUAUCCAUCAAGGAAAAGCAGGCCUCUGCGCAUGUUGGGUUGUUCCUAAAGUAGAUGGUUGGUUGGCUGGCUGGCUAGCUAGCUAGUUAAAAUGAAUUAGUACAGUGUGGCCACUCAGUGAUCCAGAGUGAAAAACUACCAACACCACCACCAAAUUCAAAUAGCAUUGCAAGCAGUAAUAUAUAUUUACAUCCUCUAAGCACUUGUCUAAAACAAGAUGUUUGUAAAACAUGUAUGCCCCAAAUCGACAGCCAAAUUAGUCAUGUGGUCAAGUUAUUGUAACUGACAUUUGACCUAGUGCAAAAAAUUAAUAGGGGUUAUCUACUGGUCAUGACUAGUCACUACAGAUCAUUUUGACCGUAAAGGUUGUGUGCAGCAAUUUUAUGACAAAGUAAUUGCAAACCUUACCAAAUACAUGCAUAUGCAUAAAUUUUAUGAACCAUGUAGGCCUCCUUAAUGACAGCCAUUUUGUUAUAUUACAUUAGACCUUGAUAUGUGUAUACCAAAAGCAUGUUUAGUUUAAUAAAAA
This is a messenger RNA of Ruditapes philippinarum (Manila clam), 1997 nucleotides long. RefSeq names its product alpha-(1,3)-fucosyltransferase C-like. The transcript has 2 exons. NCBI's taxonomy places the organism in Eukaryota, Metazoa, Mollusca, Bivalvia, Venerida, Veneridae. Gene Ontology annotation, molecular function: alpha-(1->3)-fucosyltransferase activity. Bases 109 to 1419 code for a protein of 436 amino acids. Gene Ontology annotation, cellular component: membrane. The record is from RefSeq and is a predicted model, not a curated record.